Anguilla rostrata (American eel) is the source of this 6580-nucleotide messenger RNA. RefSeq names its product nuclear receptor subfamily 5 group A member 2-like. Gene Ontology annotation, biological process: hormone-mediated signaling pathway; regulation of transcription by RNA polymerase II; tissue development. NCBI's taxonomy places the organism in Eukaryota, Metazoa, Chordata, Actinopteri, Anguilliformes, Anguillidae. Bases 1372 to 2793 code for a protein of 473 amino acids. Gene Ontology annotation, cellular component: RNA polymerase II transcription regulator complex. The record is from RefSeq and is a predicted model, not a curated record. Gene Ontology annotation, molecular function: nuclear receptor activity; RNA polymerase II cis-regulatory region sequence-specific DNA binding; zinc ion binding. The transcript has 7 exons.
UAACCCAUAUGUAGCCUAUUCAUACGUUUCAUAUAGAGGCUGUUAUUAUUAUUUGUGAAUUAAUUGUUGCAUGUUGUUCAUUGGGGUCAAUCGGUAAGGACUAGGAUAUCUGCAGCAUAAUGCCACUUUAUGUGCAUAGUAGGGCCUAUAUUCUCUAUAAUCUUUUGAAAUUAUUAAUUAGGCUAUAUUUUAGAAUAGGCUAAGUGCGCAGUAUACAUUAUAUGGGCCACCGGUAUUCCGUACUAUAGCGAAUACGAGAAAACACGAAAAAAUACGAGACAUAUCACUUUUUAAUAUUGGAAAUUGUUGCUGUUUGUAAACAUUUCUGAAAACCCAUUAUGUGUCUCAGUGAUUAACCUGUGCAUUAAUUUGUAUUCAUAAGGUUUCUUAUUUAUCUUAUCUUAGGUGUUCUUUGCGAUAGUGUAUCCAAUGCAUUUUCUUUGGCAUUCGUGCCUUGUCUUUAUGGGGCAAUGAAAAAUUAAACAAAUUCUUGAGUAAAACCAUUCUUACUGGAUUUGGCUUAAGUUAUGUAUGAUUUAAUUCUUAGGCUAGAUAUUAAAUACAACCGAAGUGUCCUAGACAAAUCGUCCUAUUGCCCAGUAAUUGAAUUUACUCGAAAUAUGUGCGCGCUUGAAUAAACUGCAAUGAAGUAACUGCGUUUUUAGUCAUCGCUUAACAGCAGCAUGCACAUUAUGCCAUUAAAUCACACCACUUAAAACGCGAUUCUAACUUUUUAGGUCAACCAUAAAGAUAGCAGUAUAUACUAUAUACAUGAUUAGUAACUUAAGCUAAUGCUGUCACAUUAAAACAGCACGUAGCCUAGGUGUCAUAUCUGCGGGUAAGUUAGGCCAAAUUAAACAUUAAUAAUAAUACUAAUACUAAUACUAAUAAUAAUAAUAAUAAUAAUAAUAACAAUAAUGACCUCUUCAGAUCCUUUUGGAGGUGAGGCAAUAUUACUCGUGUUUUCGGCAUGAGGUGGAUCGUUUCUUUCUCCAUCAAAAAAAUACUAGGUCAAUAAAUGACGGCAGCACACCGUAGCUAUACGUGUCUCUUUUUCCAGAUAGGAUGGUUCACCCGUCGCUCUCUGGCGUGGCUCCCAAUAGGAGAUUUGUACGGUAGAAAAUGGGAGGCGUGCUUAUGCCCGUGGGUACGCACAUGGGUGCAUAUUAAAGAGGUAAGGGAAGAGGUGUGAAGUGUAGCGGUUGCUAGUGUUGAAACCGUUAAGUGUGUAUUGGAGGUACAACGAAUGAUUGCGCACGCUGCACUAGAUUCGAACGCUUCUGUUUGAAGAAUAAGCUACUAAUCACGGAAUAUCAACGUUUCAACCAAGAAUUGCACGUGGGACACGUUCAAGGUCUUCCGCUUAAAGUAAUGGACUACACAUACGAUGACGAUUUGGAAGAGCUGUGUCCAGUUUGUGGGGAUAAAGUUUCUGGGUACCACUAUGGACUACUGACCUGUGAGAGUUGUAAGGGCUUUUUCAAGAGAACCGUUCAGAAUAAUAAGAGAUACACAUGCGCAGAAAACCAGGACUGUAAAAUUGACAAAACUCAAAGGAAAAGAUGUCCCUUUUGUCGAUUUCAGAAAUGUCUCAGUGUUGGAAUGAGACUAGAAGCGGUCCGCGCUGACCGCAUGAGAGGGGGCAGGAAUAAAUUUGGCCCCAUGUACAAGCGCGACCGAGCGCUGAAGCAGCAGAAGAAGGCUUUGAUACGGGCCAACGGCUUCAAGCUGGAGGCCACCCCUCCGCUGGUGUCCCCACCUCAGACUGACUAUGGUUUCACGGGCGGCCUCCAGGGGCUCCACCCCGGCUCAAAGGGCAUUCUGCCGUCCACCCCUGCCUCCAUCACCCCCACAGACUACGAGCGCAGCCCCUACGGACCCCCGUCGCUCGGCUUGACCGUGCAGAGCCACGGCCCGCUGGCCGGCCAGUACCAGUACGCCCCUUUCCCCAGCCGGGCCAUCAAGUCCGAGUACCCCGACCACUACACAAGCUCGCCCGAGUCGCUGGCGGGGUACCCGUACCCGGACGCCUACCUGCAGGGGUCCCCGCAGCCCCCCAGUGUGCCUCAGCUGGUGCUGGAGUUCCUUCGAUGCGACCCGGACGAGCUGCAGGUGCAGAACAAGAUCCUGGCGUACCUGCAGCAGGAGCAGAGCAGCCGUGCCAAGCACGAGAAACUCAACACUUUUGGCCUCAUGUGCCGCAUGGCCGACCAGACGCUGUUCUCCAUCGUGGAGUGGGCCCGGAGCUGCAUCUUCUUCAAAGAGCUCAAGGUGGGAGACCAGAUGAAGCUCCUGCAUAACUGCUGGAGUGAGCUGCUUGUGCUGGAUCACAUCUUCAGACAGGUGCAGCACGGCAAGGACGGCAGUCUGCUCCUGGUCACCGGGCAGGAAAUCGAGAUAGCGUCCAUCACAGCCCAAGCUGGAGCCACUCUGAGCAACCUGGUCCUGAGAGGGCAAGAGCUGGUAGGGAAGCUGCAGUCCCUGCAGGUGGACAGAAGGGAGAUUGCCUGCUUCAAAUUCCUCAUCCUUUUUAACCCAGACGUGAAGCUGCUGGAGAACCAGCAGUUUGUGGAGAGCGUGCAGGAGCAGGUGAACGCCGCCCUGCUGGAGUACACGCUGUGCAGCUACCCGCAGUUCCUGGACAAGUUCGGCCAGCUGCUGCUUCGGCUGCCCGAGCUGCGCAGCCUGAGCUCGCAGGCGGAGGAUUACCUGUGCUACAAGCACCUGAGCGGGGAGGUGCCCUGCAACAACCUCCUCAUCGAGAUGCUGCACGCCAAGAGGGCCUGCGGGUGAGCGCCGGGGAUCCGCCCCCCUCAGCACCGCCCACCCCUCCACACCCCUCCACACCCCGCAACCCCCCACCCCACCCGAGAGAGAACCACGUACUGAGCCAGGGAGGGACGUGCAGACAGAGGCUCUGACACCUUUAUUUACUCCUCUGUAGUUUCAUGUUUUUCUUUGUUUGUUUUCUUUUAUUAAUAAAUGUAUAAAGUAUUGACAUGUACAAAGUAAACUAAUAUCAUAUGCUCCAGAUACAUUUAUCCCUUUUUAAAACUCGAACAGAGUAUAGGUCAGUUUCUCUCUCUCUUCACUCUGGAUAUCAUUUUUGCUUCUAUGGACUAUUCAAAUUUCAGUUUCCCUUCUGAGUACAUUCAAUUCCCAAGUUCUGAAUUGGGAUUGAAACUUUGGCCUUUGGAAAUUUUUGCACUUGACCCCAGCUCUGAUGUGACAUGUAUUUCAACCAGUUGUCAUUUUUAAUGCAGUGUUUCAAAAUGAGUGCGUUGUGUCACGUUUGACUGUUAACAGUUGAGUCAGACUCACAUGUUAUUCGUACUGUAUGUUAUUUGUGUGAGAUUUGUGAAGUCUUAUCCAAUCUAUUUCACUUUAGGGACUUUAUAACAGAAACCUAACCCAAAUUGUUUUCAGAGAAACAGAGAUGUUUAAAUGUUUUCAUUUAAUCCUUUGUAUAAAUGAAUUCAGUCUUACUUUUCCAACCUUCAUACUUUUUACAAAAACUUUGCCUCUGAAUCAUAGAGGAAUCUUUAUCAAGCAAGAGACACAUCUAGACAUCAAAAUUUAUAUAACUACAAAUAAUUGAGAUAAAGUUUGAGCUCAGAUAAUCAAAUCAAAUCCAGCUCAGUUCCUAGAAAGUAAAAAUUACAAAAAAAAACAACAAAAAAACACUGAAGAUUUCCUUAGUGUAUUUUAGGAAGAUGUGUAAUUAACAAUGACAGGUCAUAGAUUGUACUUUUGUUCAAAUGUUGUAUUUAUAGGAAAUAAAAGAAAAUUAGAUGUGAGCUCCAUUUUGAAAAGGUACGGAUCAAGUAUCCAAGCAAUGUUGGAUAUUUUUUCAUACCUUGUUGAUGUAUACAUUUUUGAAAUGUAAGUCUAAACGGUAAGCUAAAGAGAAAAGUCAAAGACUAUGCAAAGUUGCAGUUUGUCACAAAGCCUCACCAUUGCAUUCUUAAGUUAACCAUAGCCCUUCUGAUGGUGUACAUAAGUCAUUCUGUUUAGCAUUGAACAGAUAGCGAAUAAGAAUGACAAACUUUUGACCGAAAAUGCAUUUUUAAUUUAAUUGAAAAUGAAUCAUCCUCUCUGAAUGGGCAUUCAAAGCUAGCAUCUGAAAAACCCCUCAGAUUUCAGUUCUAAAAUAUCAUGGUGAUAAAGGGCAGUUUCCUUCUCACUAUUCCCAGCAAGGCUCUGUCCAGUCAUGGAAGUGUAUGGCAAAUUAUACCUUUAACUUUGUGAUCGUUUCUGUUAAUCAAAGUCAAAAAGAACCAGGAAAAUUUAUCUUCAUGGAAAAUAGAAAUGACUGUGAUCCUGAUCAGCUGGUUACAGUAUGUGCAAUCCACCUCACAUUUUCACAGGAAUAACAGGAUACCACCGUGGGGAUGUCAGUGGUGAAGGAGAGGGUAAAGGCAGGAGUUCAGAGAUAGUGAGAAUGAAAGAGAAAGAGAGAAUAAGAGAGAGAGGGGGAGAGAGAGAGAUAGAGCAGCUUUUCUUAGGCAUUCAGUGCUUGGAUAUGUGGGGGAGAGAAGCAGGAAGCCAUCUUUGGCAGCAACAUUUCUCCGGCCAGACGGAGAGUGUAGGAGAGGCUUGAGCACAGAGAGACAUCGCAGACCCACGGCAACCCUGAUCCCCUCCCAUGUGUGGACAGGAAAAGAAGAAGAAAAACACAAGUCGGCCGUUUAACUUUGAAUAGGUCUCAUUUACUGUACAGGAGUAUGGAUCCUGGUCUGUCACCGAGGAUCAGGGAAAGGUUGAGGAAUUGAGUGCUCCUGCUUAGAUCCUUUUAUAGCCAGGCAACAAAUGAGAAGAAAAAGCCGUGUGUUGCACAUAUAAUUUGGUCACAUUAAUCGCGCAUUUUCAAUGGUGUACUUGUAGCUAGGGAGAAAGGGGAUUUUGUAAUAAAUAUUUGACAAUCAGACCGAUUUUUUUCUACUAAAUUCUUUUGUUGAAAUGCCACUAUAUGGGCAAACGCUAAAGAAGGAGGUGGAAAAGACAUGAUACAAAUCUUGUGCAGUCCUAUACUUGAAUAAGGAUAAAUGAAAUAUAUUCUAGAUUGAUUUUUACACUGAAGGAUUCAAUUAAAUGCUGUCCUUACAGCACAAAAGUCCCUCUCACUGUGCAGACAAUGGUGGGUCAUGAAGAAUAACCUUUUUUUUUAGUGAAGAAAUACAGAAUAGGUCUAAAAUAAUAACCAACUCAAACUCAACAGCCAUGUACAGAAGGCACAGAACAAGGGAAAGAGGAUGCACUGCAGAGCAGGAGAGGGGAUUUAAAAUGAAAGGAACAUGAAACGCCACGCCUACGUGUGAGGCGCACACACGCACGCGCGCACACACACACACACACACACACACACUCGCUCGCGCACACGCAAGGGACAAUGACGCACGCUCUCUCAGCCCAUGAAAAAUGUACACACAAAUACGAUUGUGCGUAGAGAGAGCAUCACUGUACACAAAUACGUCGCUGAUGAAUUUUAAAGUGGGAUUAAAAGGUAUGCAGCAUAAAGUAGCCAAGAGGAUGCCAUCGGAACCAAGUAUUAAAAGAAGCGCAUAGACAUACCAGCGAUAUGUAAUAUCUCAUGUAUAUAUAUAUAUAUGUAUAUAUAUAUGCAUACAUAUACAAACACUUCAUGCAAACAGAAGAAAGUCGUAUAUUAAUAUAUAGACAUGCUGUUAUUGUAAAAUAUAUACUGCAAAUACAUUAUAAAUAAUAGAGAUGUCUUGUAUUUGAAAAGAAAAGUGCAUUAUUAUAAAUAAUCACAUAUAGGGGAGGGGUGGAAGGAGAGGAGGGGAUGGAGCAGUGGCGAGAUGCUGUGGUCUGAUCCCCAUGUUACACCACUGCACCCAUAUGUCUCGCAGUGAACAGCCAUUGCCACUUUACACUGCCCAGUCUAACCCCAGGUCCUGGGCAGCCAGCCUGUCACAUGCGCAGAGCUCCUCCUUCGAUUAUUGUAGACAAUCCGAACACCUGCCUUAACGUGUUUUUGACCUGCCAGUAUUAACUCUGGUUUCUACAUGUGAAAAUGAGAGCUAUGCCCUGCUGUGGCUGGCCUGUACUGUACAGCACAUUUAUAUUGUCAAAUCUUCGACUAAUGUUUACAGUGUACAAUACUGUGCUGAGAGUCCUUCGAGAAUUAUUUUUAAGUUUGACGGUAAAACAUGCACACGUGCUGUGUCUUGUGUUUGAGCCGUGUCACACCUUCCCCCACAACGGUCAGUAGGAGAGCUGCUCUCUGGGGCCUCAGACCCCCUCCACACACACGGCGAGUUUUACUCGUCCGUGUCCUUUGCUGGUGGUGGUGGGGGGGGUCUUUGUUUCCAUGGGAACCCCCUCAUGGUCAGGUGACAGCAGGAGUGCUCUUGGUCAUGUGACGCACAGGACGUCACAAGCUGCUAAGGGCUACACCCUAAACACUGCCCCACAGUUGGCUGCUACUCCUCCUUUUCAACUUUCAAAACGCACACACGCACACACACAUGCACACACACACACACAAAACAAUGAACCUGUGUUUCAACUGUAUUUUAUUGUAAUAGUUUAAAUCAAUAAAUGCAAUUUAGUAAAUCUA